AGCUUUAGUGUUUGAGCUCUUUGACAUGAGGCUCACCAUGGCUGCAUUCCUGCUUUUACAUUUCACCCUCUUCAUCCUCACCCACAGCCUCACUGCUGACGACACGUCCACGGGGAGAUCCACGGCGGCUCCUGGUGCAAAUCUGACCUCGACUGGGAGCCUUUUUCCUGCAGGCAGACCCACAGAGCUCACGAGAAGCAACAGAGAGUCAACAAAUGAAAGCCUCCAGGCUGCACGCCUGAGUGAAGAGGGAGAGAGAAGAGUGUCCAAAACUGAUGAAGAAGGUCCUCCUGAGCUUGCGAGGAGAUUCAGACGGAGCGUUAAUGUAGCAAAGAAGUCUAAAACGUUUCAGAAGAAAGCAAAGAUCCUCAGACGGAAGACAAAGAUUGUUCUAAAAACAAAACCUCAGGUGAAAAAAGGUGUGAGCCAAUCAGCAUCCAGAGAAACGGUUCCACAAUGCCCCCCUCUGGGUCUGGAGUCCCUGAAGGUGAAAGACACCCAACUGAAGGCUUCGUCUUACAAACGCAGAGGUCUGGGGCCUCACCGAGGUCGGCUCAACAUCCAGUCUGGAACAGAGGAUGGAGAUAUUUAUGACGGAGCCUGGUGCGCUCGGUUCAGAGACAAGAAUCAGUGGCUGGAGGUCGACGCUCAGAGACUGACUCGCUUCACAGGCGUGAUCCUGCAAGGACGCAACUCCAUCUGGAGCUGGGAUGUGGUCCACACCUACAAGGUUCAGUUCAGUAACGACACUCUGCUGUGGAAGCCGUGCAUGAACGGGAGCGAAGAGGCUGUAUUUGAAGGAAACCAGGACGCAGAGACUCCUGUCCUGGCCCUGUUCAGCGCUCCCACUGUGGCGCGCUACAUUCGGAUCAACCCACAGAGCUGGUACCAGAACGGGACACAGGGGGACAUCUGUCUGAGAGCUGAGGUGUUGGGCUGUCCGCUUCCUGAUCCUAACAUGUAUCCAUGGCAGGUCGAGCCAACAGGUUCUGAAGACAAACUGGACUUCAGGCAUCACAACUAUAAGGAGAUGAGAAAACUGAUGAAGUUGGUGAAUGAGGAGUGUCCCAACAUCACUCGUAUCUACAGCAUCGGGAAGAGCUACACRGGUCUGAAGCUCUACGUCAUGGAGAUCUCAGAUCACCCAGGAAAACAUGARCUGGGAGAACCGGAGUUUCGAUACGUCGCAGGGAUGCACGGGAACGAGGUGCUGGGYCGGGAGCUCCUGCUCAACCUGAUGCAGUAUCUGUGCCAGGAGUACAGGCGAGGAAACCAGCGAGUCGUCCGCCUGGUCAAAGAGACUCGCAUCCACCUGCUGCCCUCCAUGAACCCCGAUGGAUACGAGAUGGCCUUCAAGAAGGUUCCAGAACCCCACAAGACCCUCGGGGACCGCUUCGGAGCGGAGAAAACAAACAAACUCCUCUCUUCCUUUCAUCCGCAGGGCUCAGAGCUGGCAGGCUGGGCGCUGGGGCGCUACAGCUACGAAGGCAUCGACAUGAACCACAACUUCGCCGACCUCAACUCAGCGAUGUGGACCGCCAUCGAGCUGGAGACGGACCGGUCCAAACUCAUCAACCAUUACUUCCCCAUCCCUGAACAGUACACCUCUGAGGAAGCGUUCGUAAGUCAGAAACAGACGUCACUCGUUUAAUUUUUACGGAGCYCG
Messenger RNA from Austrofundulus limnaeus, 1666 nucleotides. RefSeq names its product inactive carboxypeptidase-like protein X2. Gene Ontology annotation, biological process: proteolysis. The coding region runs from base 26 to 1651 and encodes 541 amino acids. Gene Ontology annotation, molecular function: metallocarboxypeptidase activity; zinc ion binding. The record is from RefSeq and is a predicted model, not a curated record. Lineage: Eukaryota; Metazoa; Chordata; Actinopteri; Cyprinodontiformes; Rivulidae. The transcript is spliced from 9 exons.